Macadamia integrifolia is the source of this 2269-nucleotide messenger RNA. Its product is annotated as eukaryotic translation initiation factor 4B2-like. The record is from RefSeq and is a predicted model, not a curated record. The transcript is spliced from 3 exons. The coding region runs from base 288 to 1871 and encodes 527 amino acids. Lineage: Eukaryota; Viridiplantae; Streptophyta; Magnoliopsida; Proteales; Proteaceae. Gene Ontology annotation, molecular function: mRNA binding; translation initiation factor activity.
CGAGCGUUGCCGAAUGUUGAAGCUGAACUCUGGUGGCUUCUGUUGGUUUUUCUCGUUCAUUUCCUCAUAUUUUCUCUCUACCGUUAUCGUUUAUAAACCUUUAACCCUUAUUCUUUGCAUGUUGGCAGGAGCUCCGGCUCCCUCUGAAGGAGCCUUUGCUCAAAAGGGAACCGCAAAUCUUCAAAAGAACAAAGCCGUAGGUCUUGAGUUGAUUUUGUUCUGAAAAAGUUUCCAGAUCUCUGCAUUGGUUGAGGAAGGAAAGAAGGAACGAGAGAAGGAGAAGCAAAAUGUCGAAUGUCUGGGGAGGAAUCGGUGCGUGGGCCGCUGAGGCCGAGCGUGCCGAAGCUGAAGAGCGCGAGCAUGCGGCCGCUGCCGCUAAUUCUCAACUUGCCGGCGUUGGGGAGUCGCAGAGUUUUCCGAGUUUAAGGGAAGCCGUAUCUGCCAAGCCCAAGAAGAAGAAGAUGACGUUAUCUGAGUUCACAACCGGAACUUACGUUGGCCCCGGUGGAGCCAGGCGCGAUUCCUCCGUGGAGUCUAAGGGUCUCACAACCGAUGAGAUGCUUCGAUUGCCAACUGGUCCCAAGGAGAGGACUCCCGAGGAGUUGGAGUACGGUCGCCUCGGAGGUGGGUUCCGCUCCUAUGGCCGAACUGGGGGGCCUCCGUCUGGGCGCAUGCGUGAGAGAGGUGACGAUAGUGAUGGUUCGUGGGGUGGUGGUGGUGGUGGUGGUGGUCGGAGAUCCUAUGGGGAUUUCGAUGAAGAACGGAGGGCUUCCUCUGAUAGGGCUAAUGAUUUCGAUCAGCCUUCUAGGGCGGAUGAAGUUGAUAACUGGGCAGUGGGUAAGAAACCUCUUUCCGUUUCUCCCAUGGAUUCUGGACGACAAGAUCGCUACAGUUCGCUUGGUAGCGGUGGUGGAGGUCCAUCUAGGGCUGACGAUGUCGACAAUUGGGCUGUCGGGAAGAAGGCACCUUCUCCCGCUAGAUCUAUGGGUUUCGGCUCAGGUUUCAGAGAUUCCGCUCCCGAUAUGGAUCGCUGGAGCAGAGCACCACAGCGUGAUGGGGAUCGUGAGCGUCCACGGCUUGUUCUGGAUCGACCCAAGGGUGAUGGCGUCAUUAAUGAACCUCCCAAGGCUACCAGACCUAGCCCAUUUGGUGUGGCGCGUCCCAGGGAGGAGAUUUUAGCUGAAAAAGGUCUCGACUGGAAGAAGUUGGAUUCAGAUAUUGAGUCUCGUAAGCCGACGAGUCGACCUACAAGCUCUCAUUCAAGCAGGCCUUCGACUGCUCAAUCGAACCAUGCGGAAAGUCCUGCGCCACAGGUUCUGGAAGCAGCACUAAAACCACGACCAAAGGUGAAUCCUUUUGGGGAUGCCAAGCCUCGAGAAGUCUUACUGCAACAGCAAGGCAAGGAUUGGCGGAAGAUUGAUUCGGAACUCGAGCAUCGUCGUGUUGACAGGCCUGAGACAGGUGAGGAGAAGACGCUGAAGGAAGAAAUAGAUCAUAUAAGGAAGGAACUGGAGAAAGAAAGUGCAGCGGAUGCAAAUGGGGAAACUCUGGAGUCUGGUCAAGAGAAAACCAGUCUACAUGAGCUGAUGUUGAGCAAAGAAAAGGAUCUGGAACUGCUAAUCCGUGAGUUGGACGACAAGGUAAGGUUUGGCCAGAAAUCCUUUGAGAGGCCUGGUUCUGGAGCAGGCAGGGUUGCUGGCUUACCGGAGAGGCCACCCUCUCAGUCUGGCUUGUCGGACGACUAUAGAAGUGGUACGGCAGAUGUGUGGAGCAGGCCCGGAGAUGAUAGAAGAGCAUUUCAGGGUGGCAGGGAAAGAGGAUUUCUUAGCAACAGAGACAUUGACAGGCCCAAGUCUAGAGGGAGAUGGUGAGAAGUCUGUUGUGAAAUUGAGGUUUUAGUUCCUUUUUGCCGCCAGGACAGAAUAAUUUUCUUAUAGUCAAGUUAUUUUCCCUCCCUUAUGUUUUGCACCAAGUGAGCCGAGAAAUAUAGCGGAAAACCUUGGAUAACUUAAUUGUUACCUCCUGAUACAGGUGUAAAAUUGCUAAUUUUUUUUCCCAUAAUGAGUCAAGCGGCCUGUAUUGUUUCUAGGUAUAUUCCCUUCUAAUUGUAAUCCCAAUGGACUUCAUGAGACUUUUCAUCUUUUCUCUGUUGCAUUAGUUUUCUCUUUUGUGUUACAUUAUACAAUUAAUCAGUUUUGUCAAUCAUAUUGAUGAACACAAGUGUAUUGAGAUACUGUUUUUGUUGAAUUUGUUACCUUUACUCUUCUUA